This is a messenger RNA of Aspergillus niger, 900 nucleotides long. RefSeq lists its product as uncharacterized. Lineage: Eukaryota; Fungi; Ascomycota; Eurotiomycetes; Eurotiales; Aspergillaceae. Gene Ontology annotation, molecular function: hydrolase activity. The transcript is spliced from 2 exons. The record is from RefSeq and is a predicted model, not a curated record. Bases 1 to 900 code for a protein of 299 amino acids.
AUGGCCUCCUUCACAGCAUGGCUUUUCCGCAUGUUCGUCACGUACAUUCGUAGAAGCAGACUCGUUUUCGGCAGCGCUGAAAAUAUGCGUAACAAUAUGCGCGAGCUCUACCUCCGGCCACGGAACUUCAAUCCACCCAAGAACCUCGAGCCUGGAAUCACCAUCGACCGCAUUGACUACGGUGCCUGGCCUCUUUAUCGCGUGUCCUCAGCAGGCAACUCCGUCAAGAAGCGUCCUGCGAUGAUGUACAUCCACGGCGGCGCCUUUUAUCGGGAGAUCAACCCCCAGCACUGGAAGCUGGUCGCGCAAGCCGUGCGGGACACCGGACUGGAUGCCAUUGUCCCCAUCUACCCAUUACUUCCGCGACCUGGGACAACGGCAGCCGAGGUCAUCGAUGGUUUCAUGGAUAUCUGCAGUAGACUUGAACAGCCCAUUGUGUCCAUAGUCGGUGACUCGGCGGGCGGUAUGUACACUCUAGCUACCAUGCAGCAAUUAUUGAAGCAGCAUCCUGAGCUUGCGAGACGCAAUGACCCGUGGCUGGGGCUGGAUGGCCUGCGUCAGCUCCUGCCGCUUCUUGGGCCAGGGUUACCAGCUCAUGAUCCGAUAGUCAGCCCACUGUUUGGGGACAUCGAGACGUUGCCGCCUGUCAUGCUGCUAAGCGGCACAUAUGACAUGCUUGUAGCGGAUGCACAACGAUUAAGCGCCAAGUUCCAGGGCAAGGGCACUGAGAUUUGCAUGCCUGGGAGUUUCAAAAACGACAAAUUCACUUUUAUUGAGCAGCCGGAGAUGGUGCACGUGUAUCCGCUCCUGCCGCAUCCGGAAGGCGCGGAGGCUCGGGAAACGAUUAUUCACUUCCUCAAGCAGCAUACUGGCAAGGCUUCAGUAGACAAUUAUCACUGA